This is a messenger RNA of Megalopta genalis, 1129 nucleotides long. NCBI's taxonomy places the organism in Eukaryota, Metazoa, Arthropoda, Insecta, Hymenoptera, Halictidae. The record is from RefSeq and is a predicted model, not a curated record.
AGCCGGUAGUAGCGGCAGUUGCGUCUCGAACAGCGCGCGUGUUGUUCCGUUUCGUUCUGUGUGUGUAGCAUCACGCGACGGCCACCCGAGGCUUUUACGUGCCGCGACGAACCUCGUUUCUUUUUUUUCUUUUGUGCCAGUCCGCGAAUUGCACCGUGCCGCGCCACGAGUUGCGCCGCGAAUUACACCGUGAAUUGCACCGCGAACCGCGCGACGCCGCGAGCCCCGCGGAUCGCACCCACGCGGUGUCACGACGGAAAUCGUAAUAACGUGAGACGUCCUAGAAACGGGACAGUGGAUUCGGUGGUGUUUUAGUGUUACGUUCGUUCUGUGUUAACGUUCGUUCAGUUCGCCAAGACCAGCGCUUCCUGUCGCGUAGGUUUUACCAAGGAGUUAUUUACUCUCUCGCUGGACCAUUGGGGAUUUUGUCUGUGUCUCAACCACCCUCGGCCGAGAGAUCAUUGUUGAUAUUUCGAUCGAGCACGCACCGCACCGAUCCAGUCCUACUGUCUUUGGUAUGACGAUCGGAGCGGCGAUGAGGAUUGAAAGCUACCGCUGAUUUAUAAGAUACCCUGCAGGGCCACUCGCUUCCAAAAUGAGCACAUCGCUGCGAAUUUUGGCGCUAAUCAGCUUAGCCGCGCAAAACGUGGCUUGGCCGCAAGAUCCCGUUCCUAGGCUGCACGUCAAACAUCAGUACUCUAUUGAAAGCGAGGUGAUUGGCCAGCGGUUUCUGGGAAACGAGAGCCACGUGGAGCACUUCAAGCUCCUGGAGCGCGCGACCACUUCCAUCCUGAUUGGCGCCAGGAACGCCAUUUACAACAUAAGUCUGCACGACCUAACGGAGAUCGUCGACCAGAGGUUGCAGUGGUCCAGCAGUGGGGCGCAUCGUGAACUUUGUUACUUGAAGGGACGCAGCGAGGACGAGUGUCAGAAUUACGUGCGCGUAUUCGGUAGACAAGGGCCUGAUCGAUUUCUCGUUUGUGGAACGAACGCGUACAAGCCGCUGUGCAGGCAGUUCACCAUCAAGGAUGGCACAUACGUUAAAGACAGCGAUAUGGAUGGGUUGGGUCUGUGCCCUUACGAUCCACGGCACAACAGCACCGCAGUAUUCGCUGGUGAGUUAUCUUAA